AUGACGACGUUGACACCGCCAUGCGGGCUCAAGCUCUCGUUCUUCCGCCACUUUAUCGAGGCGCAUGGCGGGCCGUCCGCGUUCCAAGGCCUCUCAACCGCCGACGUCUGCGUCCAGUACGUCAUGCCGUACACCGCCUCGAUGCAAUCGUCGGUCGUCGACCACGUGGCGCUGACAUCCCCGUCCUUCGCAUCGGACGCGACGUGGUACGUCUCGCACGCGUGGCAGUACCUCUUCCUCGACACGCUCGCGUCGCUCGAGGCCUUCUUCGCCGCCAAAAACAUCGCGGAUCCGUCUCUGUGGUUUUGCCUCUUCAACAACAACCAGCACCGGACCCACGACAAGCUUUUCGACUGGUGGGCCACCACGUUCCACGAGUCGCUCGCGGCCAUUGGCAACGUCGUCAUGGUGCUGCACCCGUGGAAGAACCCAACGGCGUUAACGCGCGCGUGGUGCGUCUAUGAGGUCUACGUGGCGAUCUGCGUCGGCGCCAAUUUCGAGCUCGCGCACAUGGACCGCGCCGCGUUCUUGCGCGAUAUGCAGACCAGUCCCGGCACGUUCUUGGAGAUGCUAAGUACGAUCCGCAGCGAGAAGGCGCAGGCGACGGUGGCCUCGGACAAGGCCAGCAUCGACCGCGCGAUCGUCGACCAAGUCGGGUAUACGAAGCUCGACCGGAUGGUCUUUACGCUUCUCGAGUCGUACGUCAAGGACACGCUGCGCAUGCAGAUGGAGACUGCCACCAACGACGCCGACAAGGCGCUCUGGGCGAGUGCGCUCGCCGAGACGCACCAUGUCCUCGGCGAAAUGCCGUUGGCGCGCGAUUGGUACAUCGCGUCCACUGCGUACGGUACCGCUGGGCUCGGCCUUCACCACGAGCGCACGCUCACGUCGCGUGGGGCCGCGGCGCUCAUGCGCGGUCUCCUCAUGGAGCCUCGGGCGGUGUGGGAGCCGGAGCUCGUCGCCACCAUCGACGCCGCCAAAACGCACCAACGCGACGAGAGCGACGCGCUCAGCAUCGCGCUGCACAGCCUCAGCGUGCUCUACACCCACCACGCACUCCACGAAGAGGCCGUGCCGAUGGCGCAAGCGUGCUACGACCGGCUCGUGCGCACAAAAGGCCUCGACGACCUCGACACAAUCACGACGAUGGGCCAUCUCGGCAUCGCGUACCACCGCGUCGGCAACGUGGCGAAGGCCGAGAGUUACCUCCUCCUCGCCUACGAGCGCAAGGUCGCCGUGCUCGGUGACGACCACGCGCGAACCUUGGCGUCGCUGCAGCACCUCAUGACGCUCUACAACGAGCAAGGCAACGUCGAGCGUGCGAUGCCACUGGCGUUAACGGCCACCGAACGUCUUAGCCGCGUGCUCGGGGCGUCGCAUGAGAACACGGUCAUUGCCAAAUUCACCUUGGCCGAGCUCCAUCGCAAGCAAGGCCAGUUUGCUGAGGCCGAGGCGCAGCUAUUGUCGCUGCUCGAGGUGGCCAAGUCGACGUUUGGCGACGACACGAUCAACGUUGUGUACAUUGAAAUGUUUCUCGGCAUGGUUCAUGUCUCGACCAAGCAGUUUGCCACAGCGGCCAAGUACUUGGACCACGCAGUGGAGAAGCGACUUGCGUGGUAUGGGCCCACGAGCCCGAUGUACGAGGUGGUCCUUCUGCGGCAGUACUGGCUCCGGCAGCUCGCGCAUCAGUUCGACUCAGUCGACGCCAUCGAUGUCUUCCUUGCGGCGCUAAACGCGGCCAACAUCACACACGACAGCUGGGGCUCGACGCGCUGCGUCGUGUGCACGACCAAGAUCCAAGGCGCCUUGCACUACUGCGGCACGUGCCCGCCUUUUCUGCGCUACUUUUGCGCCAACUGCGUCGACGCAAGUGCGUCGACGUACUGCAGUCACGGCCGCGAUGCGUGUACGAGCCUAGCGCCACCGUCGCAAGCGUUGGCGGCCCAGCGGCUGUCGCUACUGGCACCAUUGGUGGACCCGCCGCAUGUGAGCGAAGCGAUCGUGAGCUCACGUCGCCGAUAG
Molecule: messenger RNA, 2022 nt
Organism: Saprolegnia parasitica CBS 223.65
Lineage: Eukaryota; Oomycota; Saprolegniomycetes; Saprolegniales; Saprolegniaceae
Exons: 3
Coding region: 1-2022 (673 amino acids)
Molecular function (GO): protein binding
Source: RefSeq, a predicted model, not a curated record